Messenger RNA from Pogona vitticeps (central bearded dragon), 5349 nucleotides. RefSeq names its product zinc finger protein X-linked (gene ZFX). Gene Ontology annotation, biological process: regulation of transcription by RNA polymerase II. Lineage: Eukaryota; Metazoa; Chordata; Lepidosauria; Squamata; Agamidae. The record is from RefSeq and is a predicted model, not a curated record. Gene Ontology annotation, molecular function: DNA-binding transcription activator activity, RNA polymerase II-specific; metal ion binding; RNA polymerase II cis-regulatory region sequence-specific DNA binding. Gene Ontology annotation, cellular component: nucleus.
GCGUCGGGAGGGGCUGGCAGAGACCCGUCGCCUUUCCACUUCAUCUUCCCGGCCCGGUUCCUUCGCCAUUACCCGACCCGCUCGGCUUUUAGUCGCGGACCGAGCGGCCCAGACCGUGGCAGCGCCGGCAUCUCCCUUCCGCAUUUCCCUGGGUCUCUCUCGGGCAGUGACGUGACGUGCUGACGGCUGCCCGGCCCGGGGAGCUUGGCCGCUUCCACUCAGCUCCGAGCUCGGCCCCUCCCUCCCCUCCGCNCCCGCCACAGCGACAUUACCACCGAGAUCGGCCCUGCUACGCGGAGGAAGGCCGCCCCGAGCCCGCCACCGCCGCCCCGCCCGACAUUGUGCUGAUGAGAUUUAAAGGCCAUGGAUGAAGAUGGACUUGAACUACAGCCACAUGAUCCACAUGAAUUUUUUGAUCCUACAGGAGCUGAUGGAACUCACAUGAAUGGAGAUGAAAUUGUAGUCGAAAUACAGGAAACUGUAUAUGUAUCAGAUGUGGAGGAUUCUGAUAUAGCUGUUCAUAAUUUUGUUCCUGAUGAUCCAGAUUCAGUUGUGAUUCAAGAUGUUAUUGAGGACGUUGUUAUAGAAGAUGUUCAGUGCCCAGAUAUUAUGGAAGAUACAGACAUACCUCAGUCUGUUAUUAUACCUGAACCAGUGCUGGACCGUGAUGUCAGCGAAGAAGUGUCUUUGGCACACUGCACUGUUCCAGAAGAUGUUUUAUCUUCUGAGAUCACAACUUCAGCAAUUUCAGUACCCGAACAUGUACUCUCGAAUGAGUCAAUGCACUUACCUGAUAUAGGACAUAUGGACCAUGUUGUUCAUGAUCAUAAUAAUAUUGUAGAAGCAGAAAUUGUUACAGGUUCCCUUGGAGAAGAUGUAGUUUCAGAAGUUUUGGUAGCAGACUGUGCCUCUGAAGCUGUAAUUGAUGCCAGUGGAAUACCUGUGGAAAAUGACGAUGAGAAGGGCAACUGCGAAGACUACCUUAUGAUUUCCUUGGAUAAUGCAGUCAAGACAGAAACUGACAAUUCAGUAGAUAAUAAAUCUGAACCAGAAGGUGAUUCUGAUAAAAUGGAUGGCAUUUGUCCAGAAGUCAUCAAAGUCUAUAUUUUUAAAGCUGGUCCUGGAGAAGAUGAUAUAGGAGGCACAGUAGACAUUGUGGAAAGUGAAUCUGAAAAUGACCAUGGAGACACAUUAAUUAAUCAAAAUAGUAGCAUUCGCAUUCCACGAGAAAAAAUGGUUUAUAUGGCAGUAAAUGAUUCUCAGCAUGAAGAUGAAGAUUUAAAUGUUGCAGAAAUUGCUGAUGAGGUCUAUAUGGAAGUGAUACGAGGAGAAGAAGAUGCAGCAGCAGCAGCAGCUCAUGAGCAGCAAAUUGAUGACAAUGAAAUCAAAAGUUUUAUGCCGAUAGCCUGGGCUGCAGCUUACGGUAACAACACUGAUGCAGCUGAAAACAGAAAUGGAACUGCAAGUGCCCUCUUGCACAUAGAUGAGUCUGCUGGGCUUGGGAGACUAGCAAAACAAAAACCUAAAAAGAGGAGGAGGCUGGAAUCCAGACAAUACCAGACAGCAAUCAUAAUUGGGCCUGAUGGCCAUCCUUUAACAGUCUACCCUUGUAUGAUUUGUGGAAAAAAGUUUAAAUCCAGGGGCUUCUUAAAAAGGCACAUGAAGAACCACCCAGAACACCUUCUUGCUAAGAAGAAAUAUCGGUGCACUGAUUGUGAUUACACUACAAAUAAAAAGUUAAGUUUGCAUAACCAUCUAGAGAGUCACAAGCUUAUUACUAAGACUGAGAAGCUAAUAGAAUGUGAUGAGUGUGGGAAAAGUUUCUCUCAUGCAGGAGCUUUGUUUACGCAUAAGAUGGUGCACAGGGACAAGGCAGCAAGCAAAAUGCACAAAUGCAAGUUCUGCGAGUAUGAAACAGCAGAGCAGGGAUUGCUAAAUCGUCACCUUCUGGCCGUGCACAGCAAGAACUUUCCUCAUAUUUGUGUGGAAUGUGGCAAAGGAUUUCGGCAUCCAUCAGAGCUCAAGAAGCAUAUGCGAAUCCACACUGGUGAAAAGCCGUAUCAGUGCCAAUAUUGUGAGUACAGGUCUGCCGACUCCUCCAACUUGAAAACCCAUGUAAAGACUAGACACAGUAAGGAAAUGCCCUUCAAGUGUGACAUUUGUUUUCAAAUAUUUUCUGAUACCAAAGAGCUGCAACAGCACAUUCUUAUGCACCAAGAAAGCAAAACACAUCAGUGUCUGCACUGUGACCACAAAAGCUCAAACUCAAGCGAUUUAAAGAGACACAUCAUUUCUGUUCACACAAAGGACUACCCCCAUAAGUGCGAUAUGUGUGAUAAAGGUUUUCACAGGCCAUCAGAACUGAAAAAACAUGUUGCAGUACACAAAGGCAAAAAAUUACACCAGUGCAGACAUUGUGACUUUAAGAUUGCAGAUCCAUUUGUUCUAAGUCGCCAUAUUCUCUCAGUUCACACAAAGGAUCUUCCUUUCAGAUGCAAGCGAUGUAAGAAAGGGUUCAAACUGCAAAUAGAACUCAAAAAACACAUGAAAACACACAGUGGUAGAAAGGUUUAUCAGUGUGAGUACUGUGAGUAUAGCACUACAGAUGCCUCAGGUUUCAAGCGGCAUGUUAUUUCCAUUCAUACAAAAGACUACCCCCACCGUUGUGAGUUCUGCAAGAAAGGUUUCCGGAGACCUUCAGAGAAGAACCAACACAUUAUGCGGCAUCAUAAAGACAUUGGUCUGCCAUGAGGACUUCCAUAGAUAGUAUGGAUUUGGGUGUAAAAUAUAACGCUUUCUGAGCAGUCAUUGUAUUUUAAAGUGGAUCACACAAAAUACUGUGCAUUUGAUUUAGUGCUGUGUACAGAUAGGAUUAUUGCUUAGCGUUGUCUUUUAUACAUUUUUGUUCAUUAGUGUGUUCUGAAAUCUCUUCCAUUUGCUUAAUAAAUGAGGAAGGAUGGCAACAAUAAAGUUGCAUUUAAUAAAGUAAACUUUGUCUCAUACUGAAUUUUUGAACCAUAUUAGUUCUCUGGAAUAUUUACCUUACUAACAAGGUUCAUACUCAGUGACUGUCAGAGCACGGAUUUGUCAUGGGCUGCAAAUAGAUUUUUAAUUUGUUCUUAAUAAAGAUGUCAUAGAAAAUAACCUGAGAAAAAUUAAUGUCAAAAUACAACAUUGUACCAUAAGACCCACUUAAUUAUCUCAUUGGUAUUUAAAGAACCUGUGACACAAUAUUCAUUUGAAUAGUUAUUCAGUACUAUUUUUCAUUAUUUGAGGUUCUUUUUAUGUAAUGUUUAAUUCUUUCAUAAUAAGUAAGAAAUAAGUUGGUUGCUGGGAGCAUUUCUUUUUCAAUAGGUGUGAAUUUUCAGGCACUUGUUCAUAAGUACUAAUUAUCUGCUUCUCUGACUUUUGGUUCUGUAUUACAAAUGUACUAGUGUUUUUAAACCUAUUGUUUCAAUUGUUGACAGGAUAAAUUACUUAACUGACUGUUGCCAAGUUUACCCAAAAUUAAAUGCAAUUUUAUUACAAAGUGUCAGCUGUAUGAAGUAUUUUGAUCCAGUCACUUUUUCUGUUAUCUACCAGCAGCCCUGAAUACCUUUUAGAGAAUAUACACAGUUUACAGGGAAAACAGCUGAAGGAGUAAAGAAUAGAAACAGGUGUGUUGUUAUGAAACAUUUUUAUUGUUUUGCUACAACUUGUUUUACAUUAUUUUGUAUUCCUCUUUUACAAACACAGGAGUAUUCUUACUAGAAUAACUUAAGUGAGAAGGGAGUAGUUCUUCAAACAAUGUUGUAUUAAGCAGCAACUUUCUAGAAUUUAUUGUUUUUUCCCCCUGUUUAUACACUUCUGGAAAAGCCUCGCGCUGAGCACCUCUGCUCUGAAAAUUACUGCUAAGGGACAAGGCUGCUGCAGCCUGCUUUGUAACAAGCCUAUACUCUGUAGAGUCACAAAGUUCAGUAAUAUUCCCAGAGCAUGUUGUAAGGGAUUUUACUUUACAAAUGAAUAUUUGCCUGCUUGUUUGUCCUCAUGCUCUGUCUGUGCUUUAAUCCUAGAAGUACUCUGGUCAAGAUGUACCGACAAUGAGAAGGAAGUACCAAAUGAGCAAAUUUUACUUCAUAUUUUCCCCAUUCUCACCGUUCAUUUCCUUUCAUCAGUAAUCUGGUAUCACACAGAUUUAAUUUCACUGUUUAUGGCCAAAAUGUUUAUGCCAGACAUUCCUUAGUGUUGCUUAGUUGAUUGACUGCUUUGUUUAAUGCAGAUGCAGAGCUGUCAGGUGAGGCAGUGUCGCUAUCCAAGAGGAUGUUGCCCAGCAAUAUGUAAGCAGGAAAGUAUAAUGUUAGGUUUAACAUCUUUACUGUAUCCAAAUCUAAGGCUAUAAGAUUCACAGGGAUGUAUUUUUGCUUCUGUUCUUUUAAUGUAUAAGGAUUGCUGCGUGUUCACCAAUUUUUUUAAAAAACAAAUUUGUGAUGGUCAAGCACUUUGAUCUAGCAGCUCCUGUGCACAUGGGGCCAUAUACCAUUUCCUCAUAUAUAGUUAAUGAAGCAGCUCUUGUAGAGUUGUGUGGAACAUUGUACAGUUGUUGGACUGUGAUGGCUGUUGGAUGAUUGAGGCCUUAAAGUCCACUUCUAAAAGCCCUUGUAGAUACUGGUUCAAGUGUUUUCAUGAUCCAAUAGUUAGCCAGUGAAAUAUAGGUAUCUUGCUUUACACUCAUGUUUUGUCCAAAUUUUUAAAUAAUACAUACAUACAUACAUACAUACAUACAUACAUACAUACAUACAUACAUACAUACAUACAUACAUACAUACAUACAUACAUACAUACAUACAUACAUACAUACAUACUGUUUCCCAUGUCUAUUGAAAUCUGUUCAAUUUCCUCAAAUUUACUUUCUCUUACUGAAAAGUAUUACCCAUAUUGGGAUACAUUCACUCUAAUUAAGAAUGCAAAAACGUGGCCCACUUCCUAUUUUUCUGAACACCAUCUGGAAUUGUAAAAUUGUUUUGGAGCAUAAUUCUAGAGAAUUAAGAGUUUAGUCAAGUGGAUUUUGUACAGUGUGUCUGUAUGCAAAGCAAAUGAAAACUAGUUAUUGUUAAAUGUACUGAUACUAGUGACAAGCUAGUUUUAUUUAAUUAGCAAAUGAUAUAAAAUUGAUGUUUCAGUUCCGUGUUUUAAACGGUACAUUUAAUAAAAACAAGGUUGUAAUAUAAGUAAUUGUCCUGUAAAAUGCUUGUUAAAUACUCUAUGUCCCUCCCUGUGUACACUUUGUAAAAAUGAAAAGAUAAUUCAUAGACUUAUAUAUAGGGAUGUGUGACGUUGUAAUGUGUACUUGAUAAUGUGAAAAAAUAAAAA